CGGAGGCAGCUCUUGUUUGUUAGUCUCUAAACCCUCCUAAUACCCCCCUCUUCUUCUUCCACAAACAAUACACAGUCGGUGAACACUGGAAGAGCACAACAAAUCUCAGAAAGAAAGUACAAAAAUGGUGAACAAACCAUGGAGGAUCAUACCAAGGCCAUUGAUAGAAACAGUGCUAAACAACCACGCUCAGCACCACCGUGUUCCUCAGCCUCUGAUCCUCCACGGCCCCAGAGGCGUCGGAAAAACAACUCUCAUCCUCGAACGUCUGCUCAACGACUGGAACAAAGGCCCUCACCUCACUGGCUACGUAGACUUCGCCGAGUCCAUCAAAGACCACCACCCACAAUUCAAUCAGUCGUUUCCUUGGGCUUCUUGGUCCAAUUGCCCACCACCCACUUUGUCCGAUUGCAGAACCAAGCUUGAGUGCUGCCUCGAAUCCAUGACUCACAAGGGCGUCCAGCUUGGUUCCAUUAGCUCCCAUCAAAUUUUCUCUACUCUCAACAAAUGGCACGGUAUUAACACGGCUCUCCGCCGCGUUAUUGAGGGCAAUAGUGCGUCCAAGAAUGCGGUUUCUGAUAGAGUUUCGGGUUCUGUUUUGUGGGAUCGGGCCGUUUUCGCUCUAAGUGCUCGAUGUAAUGCCGAAGAGAUUGAUGGGAUUUUGGGUUUGCGUGAGAAGCGGAAGAGUUUGCCAUUGGAAGAGGCUUCGUAUUAUAGGGAAGCUGUAGUGGCAUUGAGAUUGGCAAAGGAGGUGAUUGAGGUCCAACAAAGUUGGAGGACUAAUGCUAUUGCACAUUUAAAUCGGACUGGUGGGUUUUCGAGGUUUUUAGCAAAUUCGUGCACAGAUUGGCCCUGUUUGUUGUUGGAGUUGUUAUCUCAAGCUGCUGAAAUUGAUCAUUUCCAGCCUAAGCUGGUUAUAAACAAUAUCGAAGUUUUACGGAAUGCAAUUUUGUUAGAUGAGAAUUCGUCAGUCUGUGGAUCAAUGUAUCAUGACAGUCUGAUAUGGAGAAUAAUAGCUUUAGGUGCAAACGAGAGGUGCAUUCCUGUUGUUCUUGUGACAUCGGAUAGUUACUACUCAUACCGGGCUUACAUGGAUUUUGGAUUUCCAGACAUAUUCAUCUCUCGUGAGACCUUUGGCUGGAACCCCCAAGAAGCUAAAUUGCAUAUGGUUAAUGAUUAUUUCAGUCAAUCAGAGUGGUUGGUUAUUGCUGAAGUGUUUGGUCCAAACCCUAGACACUUAUUUGAGCUAUAUGCACUCAAGCAGGGCAAUUACUAUCAGCAGUUAGAGGACAACAAAGAUAGCACAUUUGAGGACAUUGUGGAUGCAUAUUUAGCAUAUUUGCAAAUUACUGUAGUGAAUCCUGCCAUGGAGAAGGCACUGGGGCUUCUACAAAAGUUUGCUGUUGAUGCACAUAGUGGAAAAUUUUCAAAAGACAGACUACGCUUUGGUGCACCUUGGAGACAUCCUCCACCAACAGAUGAUCCUGCCUUGUGCCGUCAAUGGGCAAAGGUUCAGCUGAUGGAUUUUGUGCAGUCCCUAGUUAAUACAGAAUUUGGAGUUAAUUAUCUAGCUGACUGUAGCCUUGAGCUCUUGGAUGAUCCUUCUACUGUUGCAUUGUUGGAGGUUGGUUUGCUCUAUGCUCAACGGGAUCCAUCCAUCAUUCGCCCCAUAUCUAGGGGAAUUCAGCGAUGCAUUGUAAGAUGGCUUGUCCAAGAAAGGAUGCAGAUGAGUUCCCCGAAGUUGCUCCAAUAUCUAUGGCAGCGUAUUAUGCGUGGCCGUAGCUAUCGUCAUUUGAUGCUACAAGUAGGCUACAAGUAGAGAUUAAAGAGGUAUCUCUUGGGAAGUGCCUUUUUUUUUUUUUUUUGCGAGUGAGGCCCAUGCUUCAGGUUCACAUAACUAUCUUUUACAGAGUGCAGACAUCGGUAAAAUAUUCGAAAGCUGAUUUCAAGGAAUUCUUUUUGUGCCUAGAUAUGUAUGGGGCAACCCUUGGUUAAGAUUUGAUUUGAAGACGACCCACAGAAACAUUUCGAUAUUUGGAGAUAUGUAGCAUAGCAUGAAGUGAGAGUAUAUUAACCAGCAUUCUCAUAUGUUUGAUGGGAAGCGUUUUGCUUAUUUCCCCACUAAUAUUUUACCCAACAAAAACUCAAAACCAAAGAAUAGAUGGAGCAAAAUAUUGUUACUGCUCGAAUGUAUGUUUUAUGACACACUUGUUGGUUUUAGGCCUUUUUUUCUCUUCCCCAUUUUUGUAUUCAAAUGCAACAAAACCCAAGCUCUUGUGAGCCCAGUAAAGGUUUGGUAGCUGGUAGCAUAGACUAGCUCACUGUAGCCCCUUUGUGAA
Molecule: messenger RNA, 2339 nt
Organism: Prunus dulcis (almond)
Lineage: Eukaryota; Viridiplantae; Streptophyta; Magnoliopsida; Rosales; Rosaceae
Exons: 14
Coding region: 125-1819 (564 amino acids)
Source: RefSeq, a predicted model, not a curated record